Messenger RNA from Punica granatum (pomegranate), 1625 nucleotides. NCBI's taxonomy places the organism in Eukaryota, Viridiplantae, Streptophyta, Magnoliopsida, Myrtales, Lythraceae. The record is from RefSeq and is a predicted model, not a curated record.
CGGUCCGGCUAGUGCCAUAGGGAACCGACCCCCGGCCAGGGCAGAUCGUCCUCUUCGCCUCGGGAAGACGCAGUCAGGAAGGUUCAGUUCAGAUCAGCUGAAGGAAUCGGAAUCACAUCCCACACACAGAGCAGAGCACAGAGGAUGGGGAAGAGCAAGAUCGCUCCCGACGCUCCCAACUCCCAGAAGUACGGCGUCCCCCUCUACGGUGCCGCUUGGGUUCCUUACAAGCACAUCAAAUCGAAGGAGGAGGAGGGAGAUGGCAAAGAAGAAGACGAUCGGAAAGACCAGCCAGAGGCCUCAGGUAAUUACGUUGUCCUCGCCGGCGGCGGCGGAGAAGGCCGCAGCGGCAUCCCCAAUGCCGUCCUCCUCGCCAACUUCGACUUCGCCUCCAAUUCUCUCUCCCCGGAGCCUGUUGCUAAGCACGUCACUGGGUCUGACUUGCCUUAUAGAUUGGCAGUCCACCCGCGAGGGGAUGGCCUCAUUUGUGCAAUGCCGAAAGAUUGCAGAUUUUUUGAAUGGGAUGAAGUUGACGCUACUGAAAAGCACAAGCUGGGGCUUAAGCCAUCUGAGAAAGUACUCAAUCAGUUGGAAGAUGUUGGGCAACAGCUAGCAUUAGUGUUCAACAAGGAUGGUUCUGCACUCGCUACAGGAGGCGAGGAUGGCAAGUUAAGAAUCUUCAAGUGGCCUAGCAUGGAUAUCACUUUCGAAGAGGGUGAAGCCCAUUCUUCUGUAAAGGACUUAGAUUUCAGCCAUGAUGGGAAACUUCUUGUCUCUUUGGGAAAUUCUGGCCCAUGUAGAGUGCGGGAUGUUACUUCCAAAACAACUGUAGCUUCUUUAUCAAAAGAAAAAGAUGAGAGAUUUGGAUUUUGCAGAUUUUCCCAACUUAAUGAAGGGACACAAGUUCUGUAUAUUACUGCAGUGACAGGUCGAGGCAGUAGUAUACUGACAUGGAACACAAGCUCUUGGAAGAGGACAGGCUCCAAACACAUAACCCGUGAUUCAAUAAAUGCAUUCAACAUUUCAGCUGAUGGAAAGCUGCUUGCAGUGGGCACUGGUGAAGGGGACAUUCUCAUUUUGGACUCUACCAGUAUGCGUGUCAGAACAUCAGUUAAGAAAGCGCAUCUGGGUUUUGUAACAGCGCUAAGCUUCUCACAUGAUUCAAGGGCGGUUAUUUCUGUAUCUAUGGACUCGAGUGCUCGGGUGACUCAAGUUGAGGAUGAGAAGGCCAGUGGAGGAUUUAGCCUGUGGUUGAUUAUAUUGAUCGUAUUGCUCGCCAUAGCUGUGUAUUUUAUGAAGAACAGAGGACUUCUAUUGCAUUAGGCAUACCUCCAGAAAGCGUAUACGUGAACUUUACUAGAACCCGAGUUACAAUACAGGUGUUGUGAAGAAUUUUUUUUUUUGGCGAGGAGAUAAAAUAAGAAAUUUAUCAAGUUUUGUCGUAAACGGUUCACUCCAUAUGUUAAACGUGACACGCUCUGCAUCGGGGACGGUUUCCUUGGUCAUGUGAUGCUGUACCGUGCUAAUGCUGGUUUCUCAGUGUAUUAUGCUUCAGAGCCAAAUUUGUUGAUCAGUCGGCCUGAAUAUCAACUGUUUUAUCUAUUGGUUGGUUUCUCAGAGUAUUA